UUGUCAGAUGGAUAUUGCAGCACCUCGGAGCUUCAGAUGUUCCUCGCCUGUGAUCAUUCUCCUUCAUCCUCCACCAACAUGGAUCUCUUGUUUGUCGCAAGACGAUUUAUGAUAUUGAACAGAGCGAUUGCUCUCACUUACACCAGCUAUCUCCUUCAAGUGGAUUUCUGAAACAAGGUAGAUUACUUCAGUAUGCUGAACCAUCCUUCACCUGCAACAUGUCAGUGCCUUUUACUCUCCCUCCUGCUGCUGGUGUGUGGCUGGAACAAGGCAGCCUGUUCUCUUGGGGAGGGCAGGAAGAUUUGGCAACAGCCCAAGCCGGACCCCAUCAACAAGGAUCAGUCUUUCCUUCAUGACAACUUCCCUUCAGGAUUUCUUUGGGGUUCAGGGACAUCAGCCUUCCAGACUGAGGGAGCCUGGAAUCAGGGGGGGAAAGGGCCAUCCAUCUGGGACCAUUUCACCCACUCCACUGCCAGUACUAAUUUGGCAACCGAGACUGCUGAUGCAGCCAGUGACAGCUACACUCGCUGGGAAGAAGAUGUGGAAGCAUUAAAGUAUCUUGGUGUAAGAUCAUACUCUUUCUCUCUCUCCUGGCCCAGACUCUUCCCAGAUGGGAAUGCCAGAGGUCAGCCCAAUACAGCUGCUGUGGAGCAUUACACCCGCCUCAUAAAGAGGCUUCUGGAAAAGAAAAUUGAGCCCAUCGUCACUCUCCAUCACUGGGACCUGCCACAAGUCCUACAGGAGCACUAUGGAGGCUGGAGAAAUGACACGCUGGUGGGACUGUUCGAGGAGUAUGCUGCUUUUUGUUUUCGCACAUUUGGGAGCCGUGUUAGGUACUGGCUUACAAUGCAUAAUCCAUACCUGGUGGCUGUACAGGGGUAUGGGACGGGUGUGCAUGCUCCUGGAGAAACUGGGGGUCCAGCUGGCUCUCUCAUUGCGGCCCAUAAUUUAAUAAGGGCACAUGCCAAAGCUUGGCACACCUACAACUCCCACUUCCGUGCAACACAGAAGGGUCAAGUAUCCAUUGUUUUGGGAUCCCACUGGGUUGAGCCACAAAGAAGCCAAGCCAUGGCUGCCAAUGUUGAGCUUUGCCAGCAGUCAAUAGAGUCUGUCCUUGGCUGGUUUGCCCACCCCAUCUUUGGUGACGGGGACUACCCAGUCUCUUUAAAAAUCAAGCAUGGAUCCCUCUUGCCUACAUUCUCCCCUGAGGAGAAGCUCUGGGUACAGGAAACAGCUGAUUUUUUUGCUCUGUCCUUUGGACCUAACAUCCUCCGUCUGGGCCGGAGACUGGUCCAGUAUGGGCAGACUGUGACCCCAGACCUGAGGCGUGCACUGGGCUGGAUAAAGCUGGAAUAUGGGGACCUGAGGGUGCUGGUCGCUGAGGGAGGCUGGUUUACUGAAGCCAGUGUGGGAAAGGAGGACACGAUAGCCAUUUAUCUGAUGAAGAGGUUUAUCAACCAGGUCCUGCAAGCAAUCAAGUUUGAUGGUGUCCAGGUAAUUGGCUACUCUGCUUGGUCACUGGUGGAUGGGUUUGAGUGGAAUAAUGGCUUCACAAUUAGGCGAGGCCUUUUCUACAUUGACUUCAGCCAACCAAACAGAACCAGGACCCCUAAGACCUCUGCUCAGUACUACAGACGUGUUAUCGCUGACAAUGGUUUCCCUAGUGAUGAAAGAGUGAUCAAAGGCCGUUUCCCUUGUGAAUUUCACUGGGGUAUUGCUGACUCAACUUUAGAAGUCCACUUCUACCCAUUCUCACCACAGUUUACUGACCCCCAUUUGUACAGCUGGAACUUGACAGGAGACAAAUCAUUGCAUCCAGUCCCAGGGGUGACGUUGCACACCAGACAAGCUCAGUGCACUGACUUUUUGGCUAUUCGUGAUCAUCUUCGUCUCUUCACAUCGACUGGGGCAUCUCACUAUCGCUUUGCCCUAAACUGGUCUCUGAUUUUACCCCAGGGAGACCUCUCUAAUGUGAACACUGAAGCUCUGAGGUACUACCGCUGUGUCCUGACCGAACUCAAGAAGCUGGAUCUGGAGGCUAUCGUAAUUCUCUACUAUCCCACGUACAGAGCUCCAAAUCUGGGCUUGCCUGGUCCACUGCAUGCCUCAGGUGGUUGGCUCAACUCCAGCACAGUGGGGGCCUUUCAGGAAUACGCAGCACUGUGUUUCCAGCAGCUGGGGUCCUCGGUUUCAUACUGGAUCACCAUCAAUGAGCCAAACAGACUGGUAGACGUUUAUUCCAGUGGGAAAGAAAUGCAUGAGGCAGCUCAUAGCCUUCUUCUGGCUCAUGCAAAAGUCUGGAGGCUGUAUGAGAGGGAAUAUUCUAGUCAACAGAGGGCAAUGGUAUCACUCGCAUUACACGCCGACUGGGUCGAACCUGCAAACCCAUUCCUGGAGUCGCAUAAAGCAGCAGCACAGAGAUUUCUUUUGUUUGAACUUGGUCGCUUCUUAGACCCAUUACUGGGGACUAGAUAUGAGAAAGAAAAGCAUAACAAGGGGGACUAUCCGCAAGAACUGAAGGCAUACUUGGAAGAGAGAGCUCGAGUAAUGGGCCUCCCUGGAUCCCCUCUUCCUAACUUCACUGAGACUGAGAGGGAGGAGCUGAGAGGGACAUUGAGUUUUAUCUCACUGAACCAUUUUACCACCCGUUUGGUCUCUCCAUACCCUGACACACAGAUCCAAUUUCAGCAGAAACAACCUCCUGAUCAUGGCUGUAUGAUGCUUUCUGAUCCCACCUGGCCAUCCUCCAGCAUGGGGCAGGCUCUUGUACCCUGGGGCCUGCGGAAGAUCCUGAACUGGGUGAGCCAGAGAUAUGGAGGAGCUUUGCCAGUCAUCGUCACAGCCAGUGGGGUUGAUGACCGAGCUCCCAUGGAGGAUAAACUGAGACAACACUUUCUCAGAAGUUAUCUGCAAGAAGCCUUUAAAGCUCGCCAAAUAGAUAAAGUCAACCUGCAGGGCUUCUACAUGUGGAAACUGCAAGAUCGACACGCCCCCCAGUUUGGACUUUUCACCUCAACCCACUACCAAUCCAAAGCCAAAGCCUCCAUCGCUGUCUACAGAGAGAUCAUCACUCGUGGUGGUUUUCCUGAGGGCAACACCACACAGACCUGUAGGUCUAACAAGCGGCAUAAAUCUUGCUCUGUAUGUGCUUGGAUGUUCAAGAACAAAGCAAUACUGGUAUUUGGAGGCUGCCUCCUAAUAUCGUCUGUUAUGUUGAUAGCACUUGUCAUCAUCACCAAGAGAAAUCAAACAAGAAGCAGGGGGAGGGGGGCGAAUAGGAGGAACAGGAGGUGAAAAGGGGAAGUUCCUGUGUACUCACCUACACAAAUUAAGUGCUAACUGUAUUGACACUGUAAUGUAGCAGACAAACUGUGUAUGGCAACGAAGAGCAAUGAUCUCUAUAUUUGUGUCUGGUCCAAUAAUGCUGCAUAUAUCUGUGCUGGUGACAAAUGUGUGAUAGGUUUACCAACAAUUACUGUCAAGAGGAAGUGUAUCCAUCAGUUUUACUGUAGGGUUAUUUAAUUGUUGAGUAAUCAAUGAGAACUGUUAAAUGGCAACAGGAAAUUGCAACAUAUUUACUAAACGCCAAAGACUCUGGCUGGCUCAUGUUGUUCUUUUACAAAAGUUGAUGAUUGAUUGACGAAAAAGGAAAUGCAUGACCUAAUUGUACACCUUAUGACCUCCAUUAUAUAGAAAAUAUGUCACUGCUAUGAUUCCAGAGUUGUUAUAAAGUCAGUGGUCAUUAUAUUGUGUAGAUCAGACUAAAAUGUGACUUUAAUAUAUUUUAUAUGAUAUGUAUAUGUCUAGAUUUAAUUGUGAAUGGUGCCAGUGUUUGUAAGUAUAACUCUUAAAAAAUAUUUUCAAGUGGUGUCCACCUGGAUGGUGUCCUUUCAAACAAGACAUGUUUACAGUUUGCUACAGACUGUGUGAAGCUCCAUGGGACAAUAAUGCCCCCUAGUGUCACCACAGUUUGCAGUUCUGAUAAAUAAAAUAGGAUGUUGCUUGCAUGUUAGUGUCUAGAAAUGUUUGUGACUGUGGAACAUUGAAAUUACUUUAUAUUUCAGAAGUUGAAAUGAUUGUUGCUAGGGGGUACAGACUACAUUAGAGUACAGUUAAGCAUGUGACAUAUCUGAAUGACUGCACCUUCAGCACCUUGAAUCAAUGGCCUGUAUCUUAAUUGUUCUAUGAUGAUCUAUCUAUCUAUCUAUCUAUCUAUCUAUCUAUCUAUCUAUCUAUCUAUCUAUCUAUCUAUCUAUCUAUCUAUCUAUCUAUCUAUCUAUCUAUCUAUCCUAUUCUCAUGGCAUUUAUUGGAAAAACAAGUGUUUAAGUUAUCUUUUAAUGCAAACAAACUUAAACAGUAAACAGGGUUUCACACAAUAACUAAU
This is a messenger RNA of Larimichthys crocea (large yellow croaker), 4385 nucleotides long. It is a transcript of the gene klb, whose product is annotated as klotho beta. The record is from RefSeq and is a predicted model, not a curated record. Bases 193 to 3294 code for a protein of 1033 amino acids. Gene Ontology annotation, molecular function: hydrolase activity, hydrolyzing O-glycosyl compounds. NCBI's taxonomy places the organism in Eukaryota, Metazoa, Chordata, Actinopteri, Sciaenidae. Gene Ontology annotation, biological process: carbohydrate metabolic process. The transcript is spliced from 6 exons.